Truncatella angustata is the source of this 2274-nucleotide messenger RNA. RefSeq names its product phytase. Gene Ontology annotation, molecular function: inositol hexakisphosphate 3-phosphatase activity. Bases 1 to 2274 code for a protein of 757 amino acids. The record is from RefSeq and is a predicted model, not a curated record. The transcript is spliced from 2 exons. NCBI's taxonomy places the organism in Eukaryota, Fungi, Ascomycota, Sordariomycetes, Amphisphaeriales, Sporocadaceae.
AUGAAAAGAUUCGCACACCCCAUCAGCACCCUACUGCUUUUUUUCCUCCUCCUGCUGGAGCUGCACCCAGCCAAUGCCGCACCGGAGGCAGACCUGCUUAUCACGGCACGUACCGCCGCUGGAAUAGCCUCGGACUGGACCGCGGUGUACUACUCCGCCUCGUCUUCACCGGUCCUGCUCGGCAACGACAAGGGCGCGGCGAGCGGGGGCCUGCGGGCCUUCUCGCUGACGGCGUCGGCCGACACUGCAGAGAACGGGACGCUGGCCCAGCUGGCCCACCAGACCCCUGGUCGCACCAGCGUCCUGACGACGGUAUACGACGUAAACGAGGGCGGCCGGGACCUGGUCCUCAGCAUCGCGGCCCCGGACUCAGUCGUCCGUUUGUAUGACGCAGGGUCGCUGGAUCUGGUAGACGGGGACCUCGGGACCGUCCUGGGCGCGUGGUCCGCGCUCUGUGCCUGGAGGAGUCCCCGGAGUGGGGAGCAGUAUGUUUACCUGUUCGGAAAAGGACGGGGCGUGCAGUUUUUGCUGCGCGCCGAUGGAUGGGGCACGUUCGAGAUCCUGGAGGUGAAGACUUUCGAUACGCCUGUCGAGGCGUCGUCUUGUGCUGUCUCGGCCAACGAGGGGAGUGUUUAUUUCGGCGGCGAUGAUGACAGCAAUGUGUACCAUUUUGCUGCCAGGGAGUCUACGGCGGUGCCUGAGAUCAACGUGCUUGGAGAGGCUUCUGGUGAUGUCACUGGGUUGGCGGUGUACGUUGGAGCAGCAGCCGAUUAUCUUCUCAUCGCCCAGACGGACGUGGUUGAGGUCUACGACACAGACCUGAAGUUACUGGGCACACUGACGCUGACGGGUGAUGAGGAUAUCGAGAUCCAGGGCCUUAGUAUUUACCAAUCGUCUACCGAAUCAUAUCCUGCGGGUGCACUCGCGUAUGCGCUCGAGAGUGAUGCUGGGGAAGGGUUCGGCGUGAGCUCUUUGGAUUCGGCGUUCGAAGCACUGAACCUUACACUAAACACGGCCUAUGAUCCGCGUCGAAAAUCUUGCAAGCUCGACUCUCCCGUCAGCGAAACCUGCAAUAAAAGCGGAUUUGACCAAGACGGUAUCUGUUCAUGCUUCGCUGGGUUCGUCGGAAACAAUUGCGAAAACUUCUCAUGCCAAAAAGAUUGUUCUGGCCGUGGGACAUGCGUGGGUGCCAACAGGUGCGAAUGUGAGGUCGGCUGGGGCGGUUUGCAUUGCAGCUUCAUGGUCGUUGACGCUACAGAAGAGACAGAUGCCUUCGGGGGCGACGGCGACGACCCUGCAAUCUGGAUCCAUCCGACGGACAAGUCGCAAUCUAAAAUCAUCACGACCAUCAAGUCCGAUGAGGGAGCCGGACUUGCCGUGUUCUAUCUCAACGGCACCACGGCGCAGACCUUCUCUGCCGGGGAGCCUGAUAAUGUGGAUAUCAUAUAUGGGUUCCAAGCUGGAGACCGGAAAGUGGAUUUGGCAUUUGCCGCUUGUCGUGAUGAUAAUACGCUGUGCAUCUUCGAAAUCACAGCCGACGGGACCUUAGCAGACAUUGCAGGGGGCUCACAACCGACGAAAGACGACUACGACGUCUAUGGCAGCUGUGUGUACCACUCGCGGAGAUCAGGCAAGCAAUACCUAUUCGUCAACGCCAAGACGGCCGAGUAUCUGCAAUAUGAGCUUAACUGGGUCGACAAUGCGCUUCAAACCAGUUUGGUGCGCAACUUCACCGGUGGGUCAGGCGGUCAAGUAGAAGGCUGCGUCACCGACGAAGCCAACGGCUGGAUCCUCAUCGGAGAGGAACCAAGAGCGCUUUGGCGAUAUGGCGCCGAACCGGAGGACGACGUAUCAGAGGGAUACUUGGUCGAUCAGGUUGGCAGUGGACAUAUGUGGGCUGACGUCGAAGGCGUGACAUUGGUCGAAGGACCUUCGGCAGGUCAAGGAUUUAUCCUAGUCAGCCAGCAAGGCGUGAGCGCAUACAAUGUAUACCAACGCGCUGCACCCCACGACUUUGUGUUAACGUUCACAAUCGGGGCGAAUGAGGGAAAGGGCAUCGAUGCUGUUUCUAACACGGAUGGUAUUACCGCUGUUGGUGCGAGUCUUGGCGAGGACUUUCCGUAUGGAAUUUUCGUCACCCACGAUGACGCUAAUGAGUUGGUCGAAGGUGGAACGAGUGAGCAGGCGAGCUUCAAGAUUGUCAGCCUUACGGACAUAUUCAGUGAGGGACUACUUCGCGACAUUGACCCAGACUGGGAUCCGAGGUCAACCUGA